Molecule: messenger RNA, 426 nt
Organism: Fusarium verticillioides 7600
Lineage: Eukaryota; Fungi; Ascomycota; Sordariomycetes; Hypocreales; Nectriaceae
Exons: 1
Coding region: 1-426 (141 amino acids)
Source: RefSeq, a predicted model, not a curated record
AUGGUGCCCUUUGAGCCUCCUGCUCGGCCCCUGGUCGGCCUAUACGGUUACGACAAGAUCGAGACGACCCGGGGAGGCUUUUGGGCCGGCUUUCUCUACUACCCGCUGAAAAGGGAAGUGUGGUUCUCACCUCUAUCCGCCCUUGAGAUCCGUGACGCAACCCAUGUCCCGGUUGCAGACAAGCCGGAGCGUAAGCUCUUUGAAGGCACUCAUUCAGACUUCGUUGCCCGUAUCUGGGUCAUUCGUCAAGACCGGGAUCUGCCUCCCGCUCAGCCUCACCAUCGAUGGGUCAAGGUCAAGAGCGACCAGCCUGGAGAUCCUCGCUAUACUGGGGAAAUCGAACUCAUGUGGUCCAUCGUAGUCCACAGAGUCCUCAAACAAACUCAAGGCGAGACCCCUUACGAGCUCCGAGUAGCUCAAUUCUGA